UUCCCUGUUUUACCCUGCGCGGUGAUACAGCGAACCCGUAUAUACGAAAAUUGCAUUUACCAUUUAUCGCAUGAGUUUAAUUAAAAUACUUAAAGUAUAUUCGGUGACUCUGAAUCACAUUUUGUCCUGAUACCAGAUUUGAACUGACGCAAAUCUCUUUCACUAAGGAGCCUGGGACUAAACACCACCCUCUGCAACUGGAUCCUGGACUUCUUGACGGGCAUCACUGGGGCCAAGCUUCCUGCCACCCAGGACCUAUAUAAUAGGCGGUGUCAGAGGAAAAAACAAAAAAUUGUCUGGGACUCCAGUCACCCAAGCCAUAGUCUGACUGACCAGAGCGCCAAGUCUAGGACCAAAAGGCUCCUUAACAGCUUCUACCCCCAAGCCAUAAAACUGCUGAACAAUUAAUCAAAUGGACACUGGACCAUUUGUUUUGUACACUCGCUGUUUAUUAUCUAUGCAGUCACUUCAACCCUACCUACAUGUACAAAUUACCUCGACUAACCUGUACCCCCGCACAUUGACUCGGUACCGGGAACCCCUGAAUAUAGCCUCGUUAUUGUUAUUUUGUGUUACUUUUUAUUAUUUUUUACUUUCGUUUAUUUGGUAAAUAUUUUCUUAACUCUUUUUGAACUGCACUGUUGGUUAAAGGCUUGUAAGUAAGCAUUUCACGGUAAGGUCUACACUUGUUGUAUUCGGCACAUGUGACAAAUAAAGAUUGAUUUGAUAACCAGAAAGACCCCUGCAAGCUAACUAACGUUAGUUAAUAACAACAGCUAAUGAUUCCAUAUAUUCAAACUAUUUCAAUAGGCUAGCUAACGUUAGCUAUACUGACCUCGUCGCGGAUUUGGUAAGAAUUGGGUAAUUCUUCAGCAGAAUCAAGUAUUGAUGCAGCAGUCCCAUAUAGAGGGCAGAGUCUCGAAUCGGUAAACUUUGUACAGGCAUUGUCACGGUAGAUAUGUUGCAUUUAGACGAUACGUUUUGUGUUUGAAGGACCACCACCGCACAGAUGUGUCUGGCCCUAUGACAGAUAUGUUUGGCCAAAUGAUGAAUAUAAACCCUGGAUUGCUGAUGCUAUGUAGUGGCCAACGAGAGCAUUUGAAGCCACCGGUCAGCCAUAUUGACACUUCCUAGAAGAAGCAGUCCUCCAUAGGAAUGGAUGGAAUUCUACAGUAUUUUAAUUAAUGGUUUCAAGGACAAAAAAAAUAUGUAUUUACGUUUUUUUUGUAGAGGGACAUUAACAUUAGAAAAUCAUACUUUAGGGAAAUGUUUUUAUAUAUAUUUUCAUCUUUCAGGGACUAAAAGACUAGUCGGGAUCGAGGGAAAGAUGAACGGAGCAAAGUACAGAGAGAUACUUCAUGAAAACCUGCUCCAGAGCGCUCAGGACCUCAGACUGGGGCGAAGGUUCACCUUCCAACAGGACAACGACACUAAGCACACAGCCAAGACAAUGCAGGAGUGGCAUCGGGACAAGUCUCUGAACGUCCUUGAGUGGCUCAGCCAGAGUCCAGACUCGAACCCGAUCUAACAUCUCUAGAGACCUGAAAAUAGCUGUGCAGCGACGCUCCACAUUCAACCUGACAGAGCUUGAAUGGAUUUGCAGAGAAGAAUGGGAGAAAUUCCCCAAAUACAGGUGUGCCAGGCUUGAGGCGUGAUACCCAAGAAGACUCAAGGCUGUAAUCGCUGCCAAAUAUGCUUCAACAAAGUACCGAGUAAAGGGUCUGAAUACUUGGUGAAUGUGAUUUGUUUUUAUUUUUAAUACAUUUGCAAACAUUUAUAAAAACCUGUUUUUGCUUUGUCAUGGGGUAGUGUGUGUACAUUGAUGAGGAAAUUAAACCAUUGAAUACAUUUUACAAUAAGGGUGUAACGUAUCAAAAUGUGGAAAAAAUCAAGGGGUCUGAAUACUUUCUGAAUGCACUGUACUUCUCAGUAGUCUCUGAACAGCUUUCAAUACCACUUACCUCAGCUGACAUGGCAGACAUCAGUUCUGACUCAUUAGAAUUACAUUAGUAAAAUGCACAGAGGUCAUUGACCCUUGGAGAUGUCCACAGAUGCAGAAAUAAAAUUGUCUUUACUGGAGAACAUGCAAGUAACUGUACUUCCACUGGUUACAGUUUGUACUAGAGAAGAUAAGGGUGAAUAACUUUGGGUAGUCUGAGAUGUGAAGUCCGAAAGCCAUAUGGUUCAACUGCUGACAAUAACAUGUGAUGGUUCAACUGCUGACUUGUUAUCAUUUUGGGAAAGGUGAGGCAGGGUGUGUCUAUUUGUAUUGCUGUUAAAAUUCCCUCUGCACUCACGUAUGUCUGACGUAUCACAAGAUACCUGCAAUUGUUAGUCAUUAGCAGUAUUAGCUGGGCCUGGGUUUUCCCAAGGAUUGGGUUUCAUCGACAAUGACAUUAGGUUUCCCUUUCUGGUGUCCGACAUACAGUAUCUGUGUGAAUGAUAGGGAAUUGUCUAGAAUUAUAGGGAAUGAUCUAGAAUGGUUUCUCCUUCUGGUGUCCAACAUACAGUAUCUGUGUGAAUGAUAGGGAAUUGUCUAGAAUUAUAGGGAAUGAUCUAGAAUGGUUUCUCCUUCUGGUGUCCAACAUACAGUAUCUGUGUGAAUGAUAGGGAAUUGUCUAGAAUUAUAGGGAAUGAUGUAGAAUGAGAGAAUUGUAUCGAAUUAUAGGGAAUGAGCUUUAUACAUGUUUGUGUGAUAUGUAUAAACAACAACGAAAUAUAAAAAAAUGUACAUCCUUGGAAUGGGAGCAAGUCAUUGGGCUACUUUAUUUCAUGGGGUUUAGGCUCUUACUCUGUUCUAAGUCUUAACUCAACAAUAAAUAAAAAAAACGAUUUAUUGCACACAACUCUCUAUAAAUUGCAGCAGACUACAUCAUUAUUAUCAGAGAAUAGAAACCGAAAGUGGUGGGAGGCAGAGAGGAAAAACGAAUCUGAAUUUGAGGGGCGGGGCAGAUCAGCUGUUAUAUACCAGGCUCAGCUGUACACGGUCACCAUCUUCAAUCGUAGAAGUUGUUUUUGUCAACAUACCGAUUUCUCAAAACUAUUUGUUGAAACAGUUUGCAAGACUUCACAACAAGGACUUCUCAACAAUAUCUACUGAAAAAGAUAUCUAUCAUGGAACUCACUAUAACACUUUUGAAUGGGGACUCACAUCCCCUGACGGUUCAGCCACACACCACUCUGGGGUCGCUCAAGAGUCUGAUCAACCAACACUUUGGAGUGGCCAUGGAAAGGCAGAGGCUGUCAGGUGUCAAUGGGAACAACAUCAGUCUCAGCGAUGAUUCAAAAACUUUGAGUGACUAUGGCCUGCAUUCAGGAUCUAAAGUGAUGGUGCUGAUUACAGAACCCACUCAUAUCCAGGUGUUCCUGAAAAACGAAAAGGGCCAGACGCACACAUAUGAGGUGGUGUCAGGUGAGACUGUAACCCAGUUCAAAGCCAAGGUCCAAAACAAGGAGGGAGUCCCAGCCAACCAACAGAGGCUGAUUCAUGAGGGCAAGCAGCUUGAUGAUGGCAAGAAACUGGAAGACUAUGGUGUCAGAAAUCUAAGCACUAUUCACCUGACGCUCCGUCUAAGGGGAGGCUGAAGACACCCAGUAUCGACCUGAAACCACAGGUCACCUGAAGCCCUUAACUUAUUAUGCAUUCCAUGUCUAUAGAGAAAAAGCUAUCUUGUCCAAAAAUGACCAGUGUUACUUUUGUAGUCAGUUGUAAACUUUUAAAUUAAGCAUGGCUGAUAUUGGCUUUUGUUGAAAUAAUGUAAAUGAGAUUGUAAUAAAGUAAUAACCAAGUAUAAAA
This is a messenger RNA of Salvelinus fontinalis (brook trout), 3796 nucleotides long. Its product is annotated as polyubiquitin-like. Gene Ontology annotation, molecular function: protein tag activity; ubiquitin protein ligase binding. Gene Ontology annotation, cellular component: nucleus; cytoplasm. Bases 3115 to 3585 code for a protein of 156 amino acids. The transcript has 2 exons. Lineage: Eukaryota; Metazoa; Chordata; Actinopteri; Salmoniformes; Salmonidae. The record is from RefSeq and is a predicted model, not a curated record. Gene Ontology annotation, biological process: modification-dependent protein catabolic process; protein ubiquitination.